AUGCCCUCACGCGCGGAAGAUUUGCAGGAGCUCCUGCAGUACAUGGCGCCCGGCAGCACUGUUGAUGACAUUGUCGGUGGAGGCGAUAGCGAUGAGGACGUGUCGACGUACGACAUUGUGCAGGGGAAGCACGCGGCAACUUCACGGGUGGUGCUGGGGGCUGCACCCGGCAAUAAUGCACAGCGUGAGACGACAUCCAUAAGCAAAAUGCAGCCAGCGCAGCACACCACUACCCAUGCGAGCGUCCUUCGGCGAAUACGUGUGGAUGACUUUUAUGCGGAUGUCUCUUCUUUUGCAGGGGGGUCGGGUGGCGCGAGCGUGGCAAAUCAGCGGGUGCUAAACGACCUACGGGAAAUGACAAUGUCAAAUCGCCUCAUGACAAUGCAGUCUUCGAGGGAGGUGGACCGGUCAGAGCGUGCCACUGUGGAGAACGUCAUGGAUCCACGGACGCGUCUUAUUCUCUACAAACUUGUCAACAGUGGCCAACUGAAGGAGAUUAACGGCUGUGUGUCUACGGGAAAGGAGGCCAAUGUUUACUACGCCAUCGCAGGGGACGGGAGUGAUGCGGCGGUGAAGGUGUUCAAAACUUCGAUUCUUGUAUUUAGGGACCGUGAAAAAUACGUCGCUGGAGAGUUUCGCUUCCAGAGGUACUGCAAGAGCAACCCACGAAAGAUGGUGCGAACAUGGGCGGAGAAGGAGGCGCGUAACUUAAAUCGGUUGCAGGACGGUGGAGUGUUGGCGCCCGCCGUGAAGUUGUUACGCCAACAAUGUGCUCAUCAUGGAGUUUCUCGGCGAGGACGGCU
This is a messenger RNA of Trypanosoma cruzi, 803 nucleotides long. RefSeq lists its product as uncharacterized. The annotation marks the transcript as partial. Gene Ontology annotation, molecular function: ATP binding; protein serine/threonine kinase activity. The transcript has a single exon. NCBI's taxonomy places the organism in Eukaryota, Euglenozoa, Kinetoplastea, Trypanosomatida, Trypanosomatidae. The record is from RefSeq and is a predicted model, not a curated record.